Messenger RNA from Abrus precatorius (Indian licorice), 1073 nucleotides. Its product is annotated as 60S ribosomal protein L34. Gene Ontology annotation, cellular component: cytosolic large ribosomal subunit; ribosome. Gene Ontology annotation, molecular function: structural constituent of ribosome. NCBI's taxonomy places the organism in Eukaryota, Viridiplantae, Streptophyta, Magnoliopsida, Fabales, Fabaceae. Gene Ontology annotation, biological process: ribosome biogenesis; translation. The transcript is spliced from 4 exons. The record is from RefSeq and is a predicted model, not a curated record. The coding region runs from base 88 to 450 and encodes 120 amino acids.
AUUCUUCCAUUUAUAAUACCUAGUGUUCGUUUCGACGCCCCUGUCUCUUUUCUGUAGUUCUAGGUUUCAUUUCCAUUAACAACCAACAUGGUGCAGAGACUAACUUAUCGGAAGCGUCACAGUUAUGCUACCAAAUCCAACCAACACCGGGUUGUUAAAACUCCUGGUGGAAAGUUGGUGUACCAGAGCACUAAGAAGAGAGCAAGUGGACCAAAAUGCCCUGUCACUGGGAAGAGGAUCCAAGGGAUUCCACACUUGAGACCAGCUGAAUACAAGAGAUCUAGAUUGUCUAGGAACCGCAGGACAGUAAACAGGGCCUAUGGAGGUGUAUUAUCUGGAGGAGCCGUUAGAGAAAGGAUUAUCCGUGCUUUCCUCGUUGAGGAGCAAAAGAUUGUGAAGAAGGUAUUGAAGAUUCAGAAGGCUAAAGAAAAGCAAGCAUCCAAGAGUUAAUUUGAGUGAUUUAUGAAUGGAAAAAAAAAUCCCUUCGUUAAAAUUUGUGCUAAAGAAUUUUGACUUUGGAUGGUGUUAACUAUGAAUUUGGAACUUAAUUUGAAAUUGAAUUUAUGAUUCUUGUGUUUUAUGUGGUUUAGAUUUUACCAAUAUUCCACACCGCCCCAAUUAAAUUUUGUGCAUGCGUGCACCUUUAUAUUUUAACCGGUUGUCGCCGAGUGUAUGGUUUCAUAAUGGUUUUCAGGCAAUUACUACAUUUUGGAGCAUUCCAUCCCCUGAACACCCACUUCCGUAUUAUGCAUAACGUAAAUGGGAACAAAGCUUGGGAUUAUUUUUACCUACCUAUAUAUUGGGGAUUGCAGAACAAGCUAAUAGGAUUUACGGCCUGAUGUGUUAUGAUUAAGGAAAUGAAUAGGGAAGGCUUUCGCACAGUUUCUCACUCAUCAUGGUGGUGGGAGAUAAAACAAAUUGGAUUGUGCAUGUUUUAUAAAAUGUAUUUGCUUUUAAGUGAGUAUAUAGAAAGAUCUUUGAAGGAUAUCACCUGGCAAAUACUAUUAUUGGAUUCCUUAUUAUCAAGGUUAGCGUAUAGUUUAACAUAAAUAUAAUAUGAACAGUUAUUUUGG